AUGGGCUGUUGCCAAUUUCACAGAUUCGAAAGAGCUGAGCUUGUGCUGAUUCCAGCAAAUACUGAAAGUAUGAAAGUUAUAGAAGACGAAUUUGACGAUAUUAGUCUGAAUUCCCAUCAAGAUUCUCAAGUAUUUGAGCCUAUAACAGAGGAUAAAACACAAUUUCAUAUAAGGUCUAUUUCAAGCGUCAGCACUAGAUCUCUAGGUUCUUCUCUUUAUAGAAAUGAGUUUGAACUAGCGUUUCUAGUGUCACCUAGCUCUAUAAGAGCGAGCUUAAAUGAUAGCAUGUUUUUUAAUCAAAUGAUUGAAGCAAAUAAAAAAUCACUCCAAGACUAA
This is a messenger RNA of Blepharisma stoltei, 336 nucleotides long. The record is from the annotation of a GenBank genome assembly. NCBI's taxonomy places the organism in Eukaryota, Ciliophora, Heterotrichea, Heterotrichida, Blepharismidae.